GAGCAAACGGUAGGGAGAGCAAAGCAUGUGGCAAGGUUUAAUGCGUUUUUGGUUCCAUACUAGAGGGCUCGUUGGCAUUAGAACGGGCGAAAUGCGCAUGCACCGGAUUUUGCCCCACUGUGUCCGAACUGUCGACGAAUGACGGCAGCCCUUGAACAAGCGUCAGGACUUUGGUGAGCUGUUGUUUUUGUAAAAUUGUCCAGGAAGGAUGGUCGUCCACUCGUCUGUGGUCUGUUGAGUUUGUUUAAUGGAUUUGAGGAGAUAUUUUAUCCGUCGACGAUUGUUUUUCUUUAUCUGCAUGCAAAAGUGUAGAAACGCAUUCGGACGAAAGCGACAUUCAAGCGUGUAAGUGGGUGGUGUAAUUGGUGAUUUCUGAAGUGAUAACAGCAAAACGAAAUCGUUCGACAGUUGCUCGCAUAUCUGGUAGCCUUAUUGAUUUGGUUCGAAUCUCGUAAGUGAUUGCUACAGUGUAUCUUAAUUUGUGCCGAGCAUACAUUUGGUAACACCAUUUUUUGGAAUUUAGAAGUGUUUCAGAAAAUAAGUGACGCGGAAUAGUACCGUUUAUUGGUUUUGAAAUAGUGUGUAGCCAUUUUUAAUUAUUGUAAAAUUGUGACAUAGUAUGGACCGCAACCAAACAAACCACCAAUAUCCCACCAAAAAUCAAUCAAAACAAUUUGUUGUGAAAGUGAUCUAACGGAAUUGUGAUCCAUUUAUUAUUUAUUGUGUUUAGCAGUUACAAAUUUUAACCUAAAAAAAAACACGUUCAAAUGCUUAUGCAACAAUAAAACACACAGAAAUCGCUCAAAAUCAUUAAUCGUGCAAGAGUGUAAAGAAACAAUUAAGACACAAAACAGUCUGCAGAUUUUGAAAUGCUACUUAAACGUGCAAGGAACGAGUACAGCUUUUGUAAUAGAGAAACUAUGAGAGGAUUGUAUUGAAUCUUCUUUAAGAGAUGCAUCCUAAAUCAUUACUAGCAUUCAACUUCUGACAAAAUCCUGAUAGAUGGUAAGACGCGGCUCGUUAGUAGUUGAAUGUUGUCAGGUGAUAUUUUGAUCCGUCAACCUUUGAGUGUGGCCUUGCUGCCGCCACCCUCAUUAAUAGAGUUUUGUAAAAUUAUGGCGGCAAUUGCAACGCUUGCCAAUCAGCAAAAUAUCGACGAUGAUGACAUUUUCCUAGAAAAUGGUCUUUUGAGUUACGAAAACCCCAACUAUCAUAUGGAUCCUCAGCGAAUGGAACGCAAUUCUCAUCUGUACGAGGAAAUCAUUUCUGAAUUGCAGCAGCAGGGUACACUACGACCGAUUGCGGGCGUACAGAAUGGUUCGCAAAUGAUCGGCAACAAUCGCAAGGGUUACGGAAUGCUUGACCUUGGCACAAUGGGCGUAGAGCUGAAGGGCGGUGCAGACGAAAGUUCCCCGAAGGAAAAGAAAACGUUGCUUAGCGACACGUCUCCGAACGAGUCGAAAACGCAGAAAGAUCAGGAACCGGAGCAUGGCGAAAAAACGCAAGAGAUUCAACACAUUCCCGGCACGCUCAAUUCGGACGACCUGUACGCGUUGCCGAACAAGCGGAAACAGACCGAGGUAGGGGAAGUGCCACCGGAAGAGGACGACGCUGACGACGACGAGCCGGACGGAGACGGUGCGAGGGAUGGCGAGGAGAAAGGAAAGCGGGAAGAUAUCGACGCAAUCGAAGACAAGGACAAAACAAACGAUCUACCACCGGGCUGGGAGAAACACGAGGACAAUGGAGGUGCUUACUACUGGCAUAUCAAAUCGGGCACCAUCCAGCGCGAACCGCCUGUGUGGCCAAAGGACGCUAGCAGUCGUGAAUUGAAGACACCCAGCAUUCCCAUACCGCGAAGUAUACAGAAUUCCUCCUUCACCCAGGCCUUGAACAAUCUGUACGGCAAUCCGAAGGAAGGCAAUGGCGCUAGUGGCAACAGCAAAUCCGCCCUCUACGACAGUAUGACGUCCUCCGUCACCAGAAGUAGCACCAGCUCGGCAUUGGAUCAGGAAGACGAGCGACGCCGCCGGGAGGAUGUGGCGUUGAAGCGACGAAGCUUCCCUCUCAAAUCUGAUACAGAUCGACCAAUUCGGUUUGCGGUGCGUUCGCUUGGUUGGGUCGAGAUUGCGGAAGAAGAUUUAACACCGGAACGCUCAUCCAAAGCCGUUAAUAAAUGCAUCGUUGAUCUGUCCUUAGGGCGCAACGAUAUGCUCGACGUAGUGGGGCGCUGGGGUGAUGGUAAAGAUUUGUUCAUGGACCUUGACGAAGGCGCACUGAAGUUGAUAGAUCCGGAAAAUUUGACAAUAUUAAACUCACAGCCAAUUCACACGAUACGCGUAUGGGGUGUCGGACGUGAUAAUGGCCGUGAAAGGGAUUUUGCGUAUGUUGCGCGUGAUCGUCUCACCAGAAUACACAUGUGUCACGUGUUUCGCUGUGAAACUGCUGCCAGGACGAUUGCAAAUACGCUCAGAGAUAUUUGUAAGCGAAUAAUGAUCGAACGUUCCCUCCAACUCGAUGCAAAUGGAUCCAACAUGAACAGCACACGGUGCGCUAUACGUCCCACGGAUCUACCGACUGAAAACCGACGCUGGAUACGACACCCACAAUCAUUCCCUACUCCAAUGGAAGAACCGAAGAAAGUAUUACGGGCACAGUACGUUGGCUGUGUGGAAGUAAACCAACCGACCGGAAUGGAGGUGCUGAAUGAUGCCAUCGAUAAACUGACUUCCUGCACGCUACCAGAAAACUGGGACUCUGUAAAUGUCGCAGUAGCUCCUAGUAUGAUUAGCGUCAACUCAUCGGAUCCUGAUGGACGCUUGCUUAGCGAAUGUCGUGUACGGUACUUAAGCUUCUUGGGUAUUGGUAAAAAUGUGCAGCAGUGCGCAUUCAUCAUGCACACUGCACAGGAUAAGUUUGUAGCACAUGUAUUUUACUGUGAACCAACAAGCGGACCACUUUGCAAAACGAUAGAAGCCGCUUGUAAGUUGCGUUACCAAAAAUGUUUGGAUGCUCACCCUGAAGGCAGCGGCCGUUACUCAGCCGAUUCGCAAACGCCAGGAAAGGGAAUUGGUGCGACUUUAAAAAACUUGAUGAGCUCGUUCUCGCUUAAAAAGGAUAAGGUCAGUUCCUGAGAACGAGCCAGAUCUCUGCAGGAAAUCUGGCCACUUCCUCCAGAGAGGGAAGUUAUUCCGCAUCGGCAUCUGCAAUCGCCAUUGAUCAGCAAGAAAAUUUUUGAGCAUCCGAACAGUCCUUAGCAUUCGAUGCUGCCAGUAGCCUGGCAAAAGAUAAACUUAGUCAAAUACAGCAACAACCAACGCCGGAAAACUACUUCUGGCAAGGGUUUAGGAGCGGCAGAGCCACACUCGAGUGUAGCGAUCGACGAUAACCAACCGAAACCGGCAAAUAUAAACCAUGAGGCCAAUCAAGCUGCUAUCGAUACGAUUAAUGACGGUAGUAUUAAGACGCUUGAUUCCGUCAUGGAAGAAUCAUUUGGAAACUGCUCGGACUGGCAACAAGUUACUUAAGAAGAGCUGAAUACACUUUUAAUGCUACAGCCACUGGUGCAUUAUAUAGCACCGCCAGACAUAAGACGAAGGACAACGCAUUAACCAUUCUAUAUCAAACAUGCAUUCGCUUCAAUGCGUGCUUGCUAAAGCAACGUUCGAUAUUGCUACACUUUCGCCUUGUCGCUGUAUUGAUGGAAUUAGGAGAACGUUUGGUACAUCACCCUAGUGCACUGUGAGCGUAGAUCGCCCUGUAGAUCCUACAACAAAGAAUUUUGAACAUUAUUGGAUGCAUUUUGUAAAAGUGUGUCGUAGAUCUUCUGUAUGCGAGAGUUGGCUGCUGUGCGGUCGAUAUGCGUGAAACUAGAUGAUGGAUCGCUUAGUUUACAUUUGUAGCAUUGCACGAUCAUUUCCAUUAAUGUUCAAUGAUUACGGCUGAACUGGCGGCAGUUUGUAAUGUUGUUAUACGCGUAAUUGGCGCAGAUUGACUCUGCCGAAAGGUAAAUGUAUCGCAAAAACGAGGAUCGUGGAAGCACGAAGUUAUCUACCGAAAGAAGGUAAUGCGUACCACCUUGGCUUGGCUUCACAAGUGCUGCAUGCUUGAGCAUGAAAUAGGCAUGCUUAUUUCUUGGGAAACUAAACUGUGUGAUUCACAAAUGUGUAUACUCUAAGGAAGUUUACAGUUUUGUUUGCUUAUACUAAAAGCAAAAUGGGAGUGAAAUUAAUUUCAGUUUUGUAUUGCUAUUACGACAAUGUUUCAGUUUGUUUUAGUGUCGACAACGUACGGAUUCGAGCCGUAACGUAAAUUUCCGCAAUAAAAUAUGUUCUCAAUGUCAUCGAAAUUCUCACGAGGGACAAGGUGGUAGAUCAGGCAAAGAGCUUGCUUUUCAAGCCUUUUAAUUGUUUUCUUGUGCGUUUCUUUUUUUUAUCUACAUUUAUUCAUACCAACUCUAUUCUUUAGAAUAAAACAUACCAUUAGCGAAUCGAAACUGCCGUUCAAUUUAGAUAUAUUUCCACGCUCGGUGUAUAUAAAUUUACAUUUCUAUAUUUUUGUAACAAAGCAGCAGUAAUAAAAAAAGAAAGGAAACAGGGCAAGUUACACUUAAAGAGGUAAGCGAACUAAGAGCGGAUGACCCGAAACCCUCAUAAUACAGAUUUGAAGGUGGUAGGGCUAAAGUUUCAGGGCAGCAACAAAAAAACAAGAAAAAAUCACACACAAUGCUAUGUGCACCAUGUAAAUCAGUUUUAGAAAACUAUGAAAACAGCUUGUGUAACGCCUUUUGCCUAGCGUGUACGUAAACCGAUCCGUUGCUUUCCCUUAAAAAAACAGUGAUAGCUACCGCCUCAAUGACUAAAUAUAGUAGUAGCGGUGCUGAACAUACGAAAGAGAUAAUGACAAAACGAUAGAUAUAUUAUUUUUGCUAUAUCACAGAUUGCGUUUGCUUUAGGAACUAUUCUAAAUUUAUAGCGAAACAAAAUCGAAGGAAUGAAGAAAUGUGGAUGGGUGAGAGUGAGGUGAAAUUAUGUGCAAAGAAAAAUGAAAUAGAGAAUUGUGUUGAAGCGGGAAAAGUACAGUGGCAACCAAACAAACCAAAGGCUCGCAAAUAGGAUUUAGGGAGGAUUUUUUUUAAAAGAUACAAAAUAAUCUGCCCAGAAAUAAUCGUUUCCCUUCUCACAAUUUUCCGUCGACGUUGAAGUUGUGGUACAAAUUCGUCCUUUCAGUAACGUUCCUGUGUGAUGUCUAUUUGUAUGCUUGGUUCCAGCAUGCGAAUAUGCAAGUCCUACCGUUAUGAUCAAUUGCGCUUAAAAAACUGUUGGGGCUGUUUGAUUUUCAAACAUUUAGUUUAGUGUUUUCAUUUAUUAGUUUACUAACUAAUCUACAACAUCAACUAUUUGUAGUGGGCUGGCUAUAGAAUACUUAUGUCAAAUCACAAAUAUCAUCUCAUUUAUGUUUGUACCGUCAUGUUUAAUAAUUUUAUAGUCAAUUAAUCUGUCACUUUUAGUGAAACAAAGUCAUGAUCUUUGGAACGAGAUAGUUUGAUAGCUCCUUCCUAUAUUGUACUACAUUGCAUGGACCAAUUGUGCUAUAUUCGAUAUACAGAGGAAACCCUUAUUGACUCACUACACCGAAAACAAGAAAUCAGGAAUUUAAAUGAAACAGAGAAUAUGCUGGCAUGCUGGUUGCCUCCCCAAAAUAGACAAACAAACCAAGCAAAGGAGGAAGAGAGACGAGAAAAACGAGAGAAAAGAUUUUCUUAGCUGUAUGUCUUGCUAUAUUUUUGUUGAAGCUUACACGUAGCAUCCCGGUGAGAGGAUACCGCAUACCGCAUACUCAUGCAAAAAGCGACAAAGUAAAGAUAGACAGCAGAAUGAGAAUCACAUCGAGCUAUUUUGUGCUACCAAAGAGAUAUAACGAAAAUCUUGUAAACAAAAUGUUACAAACAUGAAACAUUAGACAUAAUCGAUACUAGGUAAAACAAAAACGGCUUGAUAAAGCUUGCAAGAAACAAUCGUGUAUCACAAUACAAUACAAUGAGAAAGAAAUACUACCAACAGAUGCUAAUAUCAUGUAAUUUUGCAGGUUUUUUGUAUGACUAGCUAUACCGAAUUGUGAAAUGACAACAUUCCGUUCGUUCAAGAUACUUUUCAUCCACCGGUUUGUCAGGCAUGAAACGAUUUCUGUUUUGGUAUAAUUUAAAUAAAGGGCUUGAACAAAAUUA
Messenger RNA from Anopheles coluzzii, 6226 nucleotides. RefSeq names its product protein Fe65 homolog. Gene Ontology annotation, molecular function: amyloid-beta binding; transcription factor binding. The transcript is spliced from 16 exons. Gene Ontology annotation, biological process: regulation of DNA-templated transcription. Gene Ontology annotation, cellular component: nucleus; cytoplasm. Lineage: Eukaryota; Metazoa; Arthropoda; Insecta; Diptera; Culicidae. The record is from RefSeq and is a predicted model, not a curated record. Bases 1032 to 3134 code for a protein of 700 amino acids.